AUGACACGCAUUCGCGGUCUGCUCGCCGCACUGAACAGCGACGGAAGAUAUAAAUUUAAGGCCCCUGAGUUCGCUAUAGACCAUCUUGUGGUUGGGGGAGGUGUCGUUGGUCUUGCGAUUUCGGAGGCCUUGGUGAAGCGGUUUCCCGGGAAGACCACCUUCCUUGUUGAAAGAAAUCCGCGUGUGGGCGAGGAAAUAAGCUCUCGAAACUCAGAGGUCAUACAUGCCGGCUUGUAUUACCCACCGGACUCGCUAAAGACCAAGGCGUGCUUGGUGGGUCGGCAGCUACUCUAUGAAUUAUGCGACCGCCAUGGUAUCGCAUUCAAGAAGACGGGAAAGCUCGUUGUCGCCACAAAAGAGCAGCGUCCAUAUAUCGAAGGCCUCCAUGCCAAAGCACAGAAACUCCAGUGGCCAACUUUCGCUUCUUUACAACGACCUCCCAACUCUGUACUCCCAACAAGGCUACUCGAUUCAUCUGAGCUCCACGAAAUGCAACCUGGCCUGUCUAAAGAGCUCGCGGCAGCACUGUGGAGCCCGGAGACCGGCAUCGUCGACUCACACGGACUUAUGGAAACACUGGAGAACGAGAUUCUAGACUCAGACGGUGGGGAAGUGGUGGCUUCGACGCGGGUCGUGCGAGUCGAUCCCCAUACGCCUUCACCUACCUCCCCAGGCCACGGUUGGGUAGUCCAAAUGGUGACUGGUGAUUCCGCUGAGGGCGAUUCGGUAUUGGCUAGGACAGUUAUAAACUCAUCCGGCCUCUCGGGACCAUUUCUUCUCAACUCCAUUCUCCCGAGGACAGAACGAAUACCGAUGUACUACGCCAGAGGCUCUUACGCUUCAUACCACGGCGCAGGCGUUUCCAACAUCUCCCACUUGAUAUACCCUUGCCCGGAGACAGGACCAAACGCACAUGCGUUUCAGUCCCUCGGGACGCACUUGACUCUGGAUCUGCAGGGCAAAGUCCGCUUUGGACCAGACAUCGAAUGGCUGUCGCCUGCGAGUAAAACAAGCAACGAAGAAAACGAGGAAUGUGUGGAAGGCGAGGAAACCAUAGACUUUUGGAAAGAGCACCUCGUGCCGAACGAGUCCAGGAUCGCAGAAAUGCAUGCUGCAGUCUCGCGAUACCUCCCUGGAGUCACGGUCGAUGGGAUGCAGCCUGACUACGUGGGCGUCCGUCCCAAGCUAGUCCCCCCAGCAGGCGGAUUCCAGGACUUCGUAAUACGAACUGACUAUCCCUCCAACAUCAAAGGGAAUAGCCCUAUGAUCUCACUCUUGGGGAUCGAAAGUCCAGGGCUUACCUCAAGUCUCGCUCUGGGUAAAAUGGUCGCAGGAAUAGUAGAACAGCACAGAGGUGACUCAGACAAUCUGGCGUAA
Molecule: messenger RNA, 1377 nt
Organism: Pleurotus ostreatus (oyster mushroom)
Lineage: Eukaryota; Fungi; Basidiomycota; Agaricomycetes; Agaricales; Pleurotaceae
Exons: 5
Coding region: 1-1377 (458 amino acids)
Cellular component (GO): mitochondrion
Molecular function (GO): (S)-2-hydroxyglutarate dehydrogenase activity; (S)-2-hydroxy-acid oxidase activity
Source: RefSeq, a predicted model, not a curated record